AUGUCCACGCAGAAUACCGUCCUUUUGAAAACCCAAGAGAAUUGGAAGGAAUGGAACACGCAGUUUGAAGGUUUAGCCAGAGGCAAGAAUUUAUGGGGAAUUAUUACUGGCGAUGAACAAGAGAUUUUAAAGCCAGCACCACCUACCGAUGACACUUUGGCACCACCAGCUGGAAGUACACGAUCAACAAAUCCUACCUCCCUUGCUGAUCGACAAUUUGCUUGGACUGUUUACAAAAGCCUUCGUGACGACUAUAUUCUUCAACAAACUGAACUAAGCAAACUGCGGGAGUGGAUGCAGAAGACUAUUUCUCCACAAGUGUAUGAAUAUUGCUGCGAUCCAGAGGAUUCGAUGAAGGAAUGGUACGCCAAACUAAAGCAACGGGUGGGAAUUGAUGAUGCCACAGUCAAGAAACUUGCCCGCGAAGCGUAUAAAAAGGCCAUUAAACCUGUCACAAGACCGUCGGGAUUGGCUGCAACCACAAGUGACUGGAUUGAGGAUUUCCUGAAUGCUGUACGGACUUUAAACCCGGUAUGGGCAACCUCAUAUGAGAUUGCUAAGAGUAAGGAUAUUGAAUCAGACAACCUGACAUUCAGACUGGUAGCACAAGACUUCCGAAAAGGUUUGGAUACCAAAUUGAUUCAACAGAGCAGCAAUAUUGCCAAAGGGUCAUUUGGUCCAACCUUUGAUGCUGAAAGCUAA
This is a messenger RNA of Aspergillus tanneri, 702 nucleotides long. RefSeq lists its product as uncharacterized. The transcript has 2 exons. Lineage: Eukaryota; Fungi; Ascomycota; Eurotiomycetes; Eurotiales; Aspergillaceae. The record is from RefSeq and is a predicted model, not a curated record. The coding region runs from base 1 to 702 and encodes 233 amino acids.